AUGAGUUCACAAAUCAUGACACAAUCACAAGAUGCUUAUUUGUCUACUAUGACCGAUGAAGAAAUUGAAUUAUUGAAAAAACUUGAAGACGAGAAUCGGCGUAUUGAAUAUGAUUUAAAAUCAGCCGCAAGCGCAAUUCUCAAACCUCUCGUCAAUAAACGUUCACCUGAAUUACAUCAUAAACAAGGACGAAAAGAUUCAAUUUCCAGUGAUUUGAGUAAUUUAACAAUUGAUAGUGAUGGUAAUCUUGACAAUGAAUGGGUUAUAUGGAAUAAAUUGGUUAAUAAUUGGCCUGUAUAUAUGAAGAAAAAAUCAAUAUGGAUCAAAGAUUUAAUACGAUCUGGUGUUCCAAUUCAUUUUCGUCCAUUACUUUGGCAAUGUUUAAGUAAAAUUGAUACAACAAAUGUUAAACAAAAAUAUGCGGAAUUAAUGAAAAUGUCAUCACCAUGUGAAAAAGUUAUUCAAAGAGAUAUAACAAGAACAUAUCCUGAACAUCAAUUUUUUAAAGAAAAAAAUGGUCUUGGACAAGAAAGUCUAUUUAAUGUAAUUAAGGCUUAUUCUUUAUAUGACCGGGAGGUUGGUUAUUGUCAAGGUAUUGGUUUUAUUGUUGGUCUUCUACUAAUGCAUAUGCCUGAAGAAGAAGCUUUUGCCGUAUUGGUGUCAAUAAUGCAAGAUUAUUCAAUGCGUGAAAUGUAUAAACCUGACAUGUAUUAUUUAGGUCUUUGUAUGUAUCAACUUGAAUGUUUAAUCCAAGAAAUCUUACCUGAUCUUUAUCGACAUUUUCAAUUAGAAAAUUUUCAUACAUCAAUGUAUGCAUCAAGUUGGUUUUUAACGUUAUUUACAACACACUUUUCAUUAAAUAUGGUUUGUCGCACAAUGGAUUUAUUUUUAAGUGAGGGUAUGGAAAUGAUCUUUCGUAUUAGUAUCGCUCUACUUGAAAUUCAUCAAGAUGAAUUAAUGCUUUUAUCGAUGGAAGAUAUGCUUAAGUAUUUUCAAAAAGAAAUACCUAUUAAACAUGAAACAGAUCAUGAAUCAUUAUUUCAACGUGCAUUUUCAUUUGAUUAUAACAGUAAAAAAAUGAAAAAAUUAGAAAAAGAAUACACUGUUAUUCGUAAAGAAGAACAAGAAGAACAAAUCGAAAUACGUAAACUACGAAAUGAAAAUCGUUUAUUAAAGCAACGAGUUGAAAAUUUAGAAAAAGAAAGUCUUACACUUGCCAAUCGAUUAAUUGAAGGUCAAGUAUUGAAUGCACAAUAUGCUGAAGAAUCUUAUCAAAUAAAACGUGAAAAUUCUAAUUUAAAAAAACAUAUUGAAGAUUUAAUUCAUUUAAAUAAUCAUGAUACAAAUAUUCAAACAAAAAAUAUAGAUUCAUCAGAUUUUCUAGUUAAAUCCAAUGAUAAUGAAUUAGAAGUUUUACAAGAAACAGUCAAUCGAUUAAGUGAUGAAAAUCGUCGUUUACAAUCAACACCAAUUUCUGAAAUAGCAUCAUUACAAGAAGAAUUAACUCUUGUAAAAAUGCGUGAUGCUGAAGCUCAAGUAAAUUUAAAUGAACUUCGACAACGUAUAGCUGAUCUAAAUCGUGAAUGGCAAUUACAUGAUAGUACAUGUCGAAUAAAUCGUGAAACACAUAAACAACCAACUAAUGAUGCUUAUGAUUUAAUAGCACAUGAAUUAAUAUCAUUGAAAAUGCGUGAAGCUCAAGCAGAUUGUGAUAAUAAACUUCUUUCACAAAAACUUAUGGAUAUCGAAACACAAAAACAAGUUUUACAUAAUCAAAUUAAAAGACAAGAUGAUGAAGUACAACGAAUUCGUCUUGAACUUGAUGAAUGUCGAAUACGUGAGAAUGAAUUACGUACACAAUUACAUGAAAUUAAAAAUCAAAUGCAUGAUGGAGAAUUAAGACAAAAAGAAGAUUCAAUGAUGUUACGUAUUCGUGAAGCAGAAAGUACUCAAACAAUGGGUGAUUUACGUCAAAAAAUUGCUGAACUUGAAGUUCAAAAUCAAGAAUUAAUAACGCGUAGUCAAAUUAUGGAUGAUAAAGAUUUACAAGAAAAACUUCUUGAACUUCAAGAUGAGGUCAUGCGUUUGCGUUUAAUACAUACAUUAAAUCGUAAACAAUCAAUAUCAACAGAUCAUACUCGAAUAGAUUAUGAAGAUAGUGAAGAUGAAAGUCUACCUUCAUCAUCAUCUAAUAAUGAAAAUCAUCGUUUAAGUUCUUCUGUUGGUAUUUAUUCAAAUUCAACUAAAGAAUCUAAUCAUCGUCUUCGUCAAUCAACACCUUGUCUAUUUCAAUCAACAACAAAUAAUAAUACAAUAACACAAUGUAUGAAUUCAUCGACUUUACUUUUAUCUUCUAAAUUAUCAUCAUCUACAAAUAAAAUAAAUGUCGAAUGA
Molecule: messenger RNA, 2394 nt
Organism: Rotaria sp. Silwood1
Lineage: Eukaryota; Metazoa; Rotifera; Eurotatoria; Philodinida; Philodinidae
Source: the annotation of a GenBank genome assembly